Molecule: messenger RNA, 1526 nt
Organism: Pungitius pungitius (ninespine stickleback)
Lineage: Eukaryota; Metazoa; Chordata; Actinopteri; Perciformes; Gasterosteidae
Gene: rnmt
Product: RNA (guanine-7-) methyltransferase
Exons: 11
Coding region: 108-1418 (436 amino acids)
Biological process (GO): 7-methylguanosine mRNA capping
Cellular component (GO): nucleus
Molecular function (GO): mRNA 5'-cap (guanine-N7-)-methyltransferase activity
Source: RefSeq, a predicted model, not a curated record
UGCUUCACCGACGUCACGUGACACGGAAAUAUGACGUAGCUGCAUCGAGAACACUUCCGGAAAUCACUCUGCGUUCACGCAACCAGUCUCCACCGCAUCUUUGAGAAAUGGAGACGCUGAAGGACGGAGGAGAGAAACCGAAGGAAGGCGAUGGGGACGAAGGAGAGAUGGAGGGAGGAGAGAAGGAGCAAGAAGAGAAACCGAGAGGAGGAGAGAAGGAGCAAGAAGAGAAACCGAGAGGAGGAGAGAAGGAGCAAGAAGAGAAACCAAGGGGAGGAGAGAGGAGCGAGGAAAGAGCGACUGAGCCAGGAAAGAGACCAAGGGAAGGAGAGAGGGAACCAGGACACAACGUGAAAAAGAGACAUGUGGAAGAGGAAGGGCACCAGUCGCCACAGACAAAGAAGCCGCUGAUUGAUCACAGUGUGAAGGUGGCGAGUCACUACAACAGCCUGCAGGAAGUCGGUCUGGCUGCACGAAGUCGAAGCAAAAUAUUUUUCAUGAGGAACUUCAACAACUGGCUGAAGAGUGUCCUGAUUGGUGAGAUCCUGGAGCAGGUGAGGGGGGCGGGGCCUCCUCAGCAGGUGUCUGUGUUGGACCUCGGCUGUGGAAAAGGAGGAGAUCUGCUGAAGUGGAGGAGAGGAGGAAUCAACCACCUGGUCUGUGCAGAUAUAGCUGGAGUGUCAGUGGAACAAUGUCAGAGUCGUUACGAAGACAUGAAGAAGAAAAGCCACGGCGAGGACAUCUUCAGUGCUCAAUUCAUCAAUGCAGACUGUUCCAAGGAGGUUUUGUCAGAGAAGCUGGACAACCCGGCGCUGAUGUUUGACAUCUGCAGCUGUCAGUUUGUUUAUCAUUACUCAUUUGAGAGCGAACAAAAGGCCGACAUGAUGCUGCGAAACGCCUGUGAGCGUCUGAAACCUGGCGGUUUCUUCAUCGGAACGACACCUGAUGCUUUUGAACUUGUUAAACGCUUGGAGGCAUCGGACUCUCUGUCGUUUGGAAACGAGGUUUUUAAGGUGUCCUUUCAGUCCAAAGGUUCCUACCCUCUGUUUGGAUGUCAGUAUCACUUCAGCCUGGAGGACGUUGUCAAUGUUCCAGAGUCCCUUGUCUACUUCCCUCUUUUUCAACACAUGGCAAAGCGGUACAACAUGCACCUGGUGUUGAAGCAGAGGUUCUCCGAGUAUUUUGAAGACAAAGUGAAGAAGGAGCCUCAUCGCAGCCUCAUGAUGAAGAUGAUGGCUCUCCAGCCGUUUCCUUGUGACGAGGGGGGCAAACAGGUUACAGACAGCAGAGAAGAAUACCGCCAUGCUGAGGAGCACUGUGCCAGAGCCGGAGUCCAACCGCCAGUGGGAACUCUCAGCAGAUCUGAGUGGGAAGCAGCAAGUAUCUACCUGGUAUUCGUCUUUCAGAAGAUGUCGUGAUGCUCAAAACAACUGAAAUUUGUUUUCCUACCUCACCUGAAUGUUUUCAGUAAUAUCUGAUGUACUUUCUUUUGUUAUCUAAAUAAAUUCAAAAUACAUUUAAAGUCA